CCCGAUGGAGGACCAUUCCUCUGUAGCUGCGUCCCCCGCGACUGAGCAUGACAGUCCCCGUUCUACUCCGCUCCAAGCUCCACUCUUCCCGCCCAUCCACACCCCAAGACAAGGAGCGGCGCCACAAGGAGAUGUUGAGCAUGAAGCCAUCAAGACAGCAGCGUGCAUCAAGCAGCCAGAGGAAGAGCACGCUGCACCUCCCCCGGCCUUCAACGAUAUUCACGACGAGAGUGGCGAUGCACAAGCCAAGGUUGGCGCGGAGCGAGUGUGGCCGCGGAUGGGCUCUGUCGCUGGAAUGCUCUUCAAAAACUCAGCCAAGAGAAAAAUGUGGGCAACGGAUGAGAGACGGACACUCCGAGUCGGUGGUGCUUGCAGAUGGAGUGCGUGCGUCUGUUUGCCUGUCUGUAUGUGUCGUGCAGUCCGCCCCUGUCUCGCCCCUCUGAUGCUGGUCCCAUGACGGCGUCAUCGUCUGUGUUCCCGCCCAACCCCUCGGCUAUUCUGCUGAACAAGCCGCAGGUCAUGAUGAUGACCACACGCGGGACUGACACCACAGCAGCCGACAGGAGGAGCCCCCAGGAAGAGACAGACGGACAGCUGGCCAAUAAUGCCAUCGGCAUCAGUGACAUCACACCAGAACUGGCCGCCCAGGUCAGCCACCCAGUCAAUCGGGCCCACCGAUUAAUCGAGCAAUCUGCACCAGGCCAGCCCAUGCUUGUGCUCUUCUUGCCUGUCUGUCUUGGUGGUUGUGUCUCCGAUAGGUAGUUCGGCAUUAUUUGCUCCCGAUGUUUGAGAAGAAGCGGAGAGCGCUGGGUCGCACCGACAUGAGCACAGCCCCUCCACCAAAGGCGAGCGCACCGACCACUGCCGCUGGUAGUCCUGGCAAAGCAGGAAGCAGAGAGACACAGACAGGAAUGGCAGAUAUGGCGACUUUUGCUUCCCAGGCAGCCAUGGUGAGGGCGUGUAUGCUGAAUUGAAGCUCAGCGACUCACUCUUGGCGCAGCUGGAGUUGGCCAAGAACGAAAUCAGUGCGUCGUUGUGGGCAGCCAGCCAUUGCCUGCCUUCAUUGAUUUGUCUUAUGGUGUGUGUGUGUAGAUGAGCUUCGUGAACGUCUGGAGAACUGCGAUGAGGAUCGUCAGCAGUUGCAGAAGACCACACACCAGCUCAAGUCAGAGAUCGAUCAGCUGCAGAGAGAGCUAUCGACCACACAAUUUCAGGUAUACAGACGCACACACCGAUUGACCACCAUACUCUCUGUGCCUCCAUCAUUUGAAUGCCUUCCUUUCUCCCUCGGUGUGUUUGUUUGUUUGCGCGUGCAGGAGGAGGCGAUCCGCCAGCGAGCGGAGGAGGCCGAAUCCGAAUGCCUCCUGCUCAAGAAACAGGUAUGCGUGUGUCGAAUCUCAGGUGCAGCACCCACUCAUAUGUCGCGUUCCCCAUCUAUCCGCCUCCUUGUUUGACUCGUUCGCUAGGUGACAGAGCUGGAGCGGUAUCUGCAGGAGAGCCACACGGAGUGCCGUGCCCUCAGUGCCCGGGUGUUCGAGCAGGAGGCACUCACCGACCAGCUCCAGCGCACCGUCGCCUCACAGCAAAACGCACACGCGCUCUCAAAUCUGGAGAAUGAAGUGCUGGCGGAACAGGUACCAAAUACAUGCAUUCGCACAAGGCAGACAAGGCUGAUGGAUGCAUUUGUGAACGUGUCGUCCAGGUUCGCAAUUUGCAUUCCGCGGCCUUUCAGUUGUCGGACAUCAAGGCACUGCAGGACAGACUCUCCUUCCAACAGGUGGCGUGUAUGAAUUGGCACACUCGCUGCCAAUGACUUCAUGUGUGUUGCGUGUGUUAAUGAAUGUGACAGGAGGUGUCUGAGGAGAAGUUGUCGGCCGUCCACGAGUACAAGGAGCAAAUCGAGCUCGAGCUGGCCAAGCUAGCCAAGGAGAGAAACCAGCUCAUGGAGAGCAAAAAAGACCUGAUGGGACAAAAGGAGAUACUAUCAAAUGAAAAACAACGGCUCGAGAACGACCUGGAGGCCAAUCGACAGAGGGCACACACAGAGAUGGUCGGUAUGCCUGUCAUAAUAGUCUGCCUGUCUGUCUGUCUGCGUCAAGCGGAUGAGUGUCGCCGUAAAUGUGCCUGUCUCAACAGGUGCAGUUGUAUGAGGAGAAGGAGAACAUCCGAAAGGACCGCGACAAAAUCGAGAAGAAGAUGAAGGAAAUGGGCGAAGACAGAGACAAGCUCAAACAAAGACUCAAAAAAUACAGGCAGGCACAUUCACACACGCAGCAUAGCAUAAGCCCAUGUCUCUCUCUAUCCAUGGAGAAAUGCCCCUUCUUGGCUGUGUGCAGGGCCCGUCGGAAGAUGUUUGAGGCGGAGCAGAAGACGUGCAAGAACUGCGGCCGUGAUUACCUAGAGAGCGAGAACUUCAACUGGAGCUGCCGCACGCACCAAUCGGAGUUCGGUGGGGAAAUGUGGUGGUGCUGCGGCAAGCUGGGCAAAGACGCACCAGGUGGGUCAGGACCCAUCAAUGCAUUAAACGACCGGUCGGUCGGUCGGUCGGCAGGCAGGCAGGCAGCAGGGCCGCGUUUGUUUUGUUCGGUGUAGGGUGCAAGUUCAGCAAGCACGAGUCCAAGGAUGAUGACGACGACCUCGACGAACAGGAGAAACAGGAAAAGGAAGAGGUCAGCCAAUACGUUGGUCGACCCACUCGCUGACACCACACGCACAUGUGUGUCGAUGGACAAAGUCAGGCUGAGCGCAAGAUCCGCAAUCAGAACAUCAGAUGCUUCUGCUGCAAGGAAAUCGGACACAAGGUACGUAUGUAUGCCUUCUGUCUGCCGUUGUGUGUAUGUCCUGUGGAUGUGGAUAUAUGUUUGUGCAGGGAAAGGAGUGUCCGCGCGACCCCAACCCGCGCACUAAAUACUCCGCCCCGCGAGAAGCACGCAGAAUCGACCUGCUCAAGAACACAACCAUACAAAACGUCAGGAUACAGGUACGUACGUUGGGUGGGCUGUCGGACCUGCGCUCUGACGUGGGUGUGUGUAUGCACCUUCCUUUGUGUCGUGUCUCGAUAUCUAUCGUGUGGGUGUGGUGUGCAGGGCGGUGCCGCAUUGGUGAAGGCGUUGGAUUCCAAGAGUGGGUACGACGCACUGAAGGAAAACAACGUCAUGCAGGAGCCGACACUCUUCCAGGUGAUCGAUAUACACACGUAACGAAGACACACAAGAGACACAAGAAGGUCGCUCAAGUGUCCCCAUGUGUCUGUCGAUGUGUGUGUGUAGGAUCUCGUCAAGGUACAUUGAAGGAGGAAUAAUAAUAAUCGUCGAUCUGCCAACAGUUGUCGAUGCAUUACUCAUUCUGUCUUUCUUGAUUGUCCACGCAGCUCCACACCCGGCCAGCUCCAGCUGAGGGAGGUCAGCCACGUACCCACACACCCGCCCCUCUCUCCCCCCGUCUCAGUCACUGUCUGUGUGUCUCCGUCUGUGUGUGUGUCUCUGUCUGUCUGUCGCUCCCUUCAGGUGGGUCCCCCCGUGUGUUGUCAUCCGAUGCGGUGGGUGCUGACAAUGAAGACGACGAAGAUGAGAGUGAGGAGGACAGCGACGAAGAUGAGGACAAGGAGUCCGACGUGGACUCGUCAGAAGAAGAUGACACCGCUGCCAAGGGCAAGACCAACAAGGCCAUUCAGGUGGGUCAUCACUCGAGCGGAGGUCCCAUGCGGGGAGGCUUAUGUGGUUGUCUCGUGUGGUGUUCAGGAAAUGGAGGCGCCCAUGGUGCCCUAAGACAUUUGAAGCAGCCAGGGGCCACACACCUGUACUUGAUUUGGUUCCGGCGAUCACUCGUGAAUGUCUUUCGCUCUUGAUAUUUUUGGCUGGGGUGCGUCGUAGUGACAGGAUCGCUCUGCUCGUCGUGUGUGUUACCAGUAGGAAGCCCGAUCUGCAAAACGGAGCUUAGGGGCGGUGCGGGGAAUGUAUCUUCGAUCUCUUGUAUGUUCAUUCACUGGUCGAUGUAGACACAUUCAUGGCUCGCGCCGUGCUCCACUGGCGAGAGAUCCAUGCAGCAGCGGGAGAAACGGGUGACAAAGGUCCAAAUCCAAUAGAUCUCGAC
Messenger RNA from Vitrella brassicaformis, 4092 nucleotides. The record is from the annotation of a GenBank genome assembly. Lineage: Eukaryota; Vitrellaceae.